This is a messenger RNA of Prorocentrum cordatum, 1052 nucleotides long. The record is from the annotation of a GenBank genome assembly. NCBI's taxonomy places the organism in Eukaryota, Dinophyceae, Prorocentrales, Prorocentraceae.
GAGAAGCUCUGCUACAUCGCGCUCGACUUCGACACGGAGAUGAAGGCGGCCACGGAGAGCUCGGACAAGGAGAAGACGUACGAGCUGCCCGACGGCACCCUCGGGGGGGCCCGUGCCCGGACCUCGAGGGGAGGUCGGCACCUGGACGACGAUAUAUUUAAUGUUCGCCUGCUGCCCACGUCUACUUUUCUCAUAAGGAACGGCGUCAGAUCUGCCGAGGUGCUCUUCCAGCCCAGCUUCGUGGGCAAGGAGGUGCGGUCCUUGUGGGUGCACCUCGAGGAGCGCUCGCUUUUCCCAGGGGCAUUCGAUAUCACACGCUGGAUGAUACCCAAUGGCUGUUCGGCGGGCACCACCUUCCAGUCGAUUAUGAAGUGCGACGUCGACAUUCGCAAAGAUCUGUACGCCAACGUUGUCCUGUCCGGCGGCACCACGAUGUUCCCAGGCAUCGGCGAGCGGAUGACAAAGGAACUAACAGCCUUAGCACCAUCAACGAUGAAGAUCAAGGUCGUGGCUCCGCCUGAGCGCAAGUACUCGGUAUGGAUUGGCGGAUCCAUCCUCUCCUCGCUGAGCACUUUCCAGCAGAUGUGGAUCUCCAAGGGGGAAUACGACGAGUCGGGCCCAACCAUCGUGCACAGGAAGUGCUUCUGAGGUUUUGCCUUCAGGAGCCCUUCGGAGCCACUUAGUAGAGCGACGGAAGACUAAGGGGUCGAUUGCGCCGACAUUGGCGUGUAAGCUACUCGCGUGACGCGUAAGGUCGCGCGUAAGCGCCCUCGUUCUUCACGAUGUGUUCAGCGUUGGCGGCCCGCGUGAGCCACCGCGUAAGGUCGCCAUGCCAUCGUGCAUACGACUCCUUUCUUUUCGGCGCUCACUUGAGGCUGGACGUCCCGGGCGUGUCGGAUGAAGAUGGGGUAAGCGCCACCAUGCUUCAAGGUUCACGACUGGGGCUGAUAGCGUAAAUUCGUAGUGUAUGUUUCGGGGGCUUUGCGGUAUGCCUGGACAGCCGUGGGGCUGAACGCAUGGCAACAUUCAUGCAUCUAUCGUCGUCGGCGGCA